Cavia porcellus (domestic guinea pig) is the source of this 3114-nucleotide messenger RNA. Its product is annotated as interferon-gamma-inducible GTPase 10-like. Gene Ontology annotation, molecular function: GTP binding; GTPase activity. Gene Ontology annotation, cellular component: endoplasmic reticulum membrane. NCBI's taxonomy places the organism in Eukaryota, Metazoa, Chordata, Mammalia, Rodentia, Caviidae. The transcript has 3 exons. Gene Ontology annotation, biological process: defense response; cellular response to interferon-beta. The record is from RefSeq and is a predicted model, not a curated record. Bases 583 to 1965 code for a protein of 460 amino acids.
UCCCCAGAGCACUGUGUGUUCAUCACCAAACUCCUGAUCGUGGUCCUUCUUGGGAGCUCUGUGCCCACUGAUGCACCAGGGACCCUGGUGACCAUUGAGGGCAGAGUGGAGAGUGGGCACAUAUACUGGGUGUACUGGCUAGGCAACGCCCCAGAGGUCACCAGGAGACUUGCCUUCUGGGCUGCACUUAUCUCUGACAUCCUUUUAAUCUCUGGGUGUCUUGAAAUUACAAAAGGCUUACUUCCUUUUUUUUUUUACUUACUUCCUUUUCCUGGAAGUGCUUUCACUGAGCAGAAAUGUUUUGCUGAGGUAGUUUCACUUUCCUGCUGCAUAAAUCCAUGAGGAACACCAGCAUGCAGUGCCCAGGUGAAAGGCACAGGCCUUCGGGGGACUCUCCUGCCUGAAGCAGCGAAGCAGGCUUGGCCUCAGCAGAAGCUCCGCUCUCCACCUGCUCCUGUGCGGACCUGGGAGGGCAGGGAUCUCCUGCUGCACUGCUGCGUGCUCAGCCUCUCUCCUCUGAACCUGCUCUUCUCCCGCCAGGCUCUUGCAUCUGGUCUCCAUGGUGACAAAAUCAUCAAGACAAUGGAGUGCAGAGAGCAAAGCUUCGUGCAUCCUGGCUCCAGCCCUGGACCAUCCUCCUGCUGCUCUGCGCCUGUGCCGGGCCUCACACUGCCGGGAGCACACGACCUUCCAGAUCCAGCAGCCAUGUGUGACUUCUUCUCAGAUUACCUGAAAAAUUUGAAAGAAAAGGACUUUAAGAAACUGACUGAUGACUUCAUGUCUCACUAUGUUAAAUUAACUGAUAAGACCAAAGGCAUCAUCUCCCUGGAAAAACUCAAGAGAAUUAAAGAGGCCUUCAGUGUGGGGAAUCUACAGGCUGUAGUGGAUGCAAUUCAAGAAAUACUAAGUGCAGCAGAAAAUGCUGUCCUGGAGGUGGCUGUGAUCGGGGAGUCGGGGACAGGCAAGUCCAGUUUCAUCAAUGCCCUCAGAGGCCUUGGUCAUGAGGAAGAGGGGGCGGCAAAGGGUGGGGUUGUGGAGACCACCAUGAAGAAAACCCCCUAUAAACAUCCACAGUACCCCAACGUGACCUUCUGGGACCUGCCUGGGGUGGGGACGCGCACCUUCGCCCCGGACACCUACCUCGAAGCAGUGGGCUUUGCCACAUUCGACUUCUUCAUCAUCAUUUCCUCCUCCCGCUUCACCUGCAACGAUGCUCUCCUGGCCCGGAAAAUCCAGGAAGCUGGGAAGAGCUUCUACUUUGUUAGAAGCAAGGUGGACAGUGAUUUAUAUAACGAGCAGACAGCCAAGCCCCUGUCCUUCCAGAGGGAGAGAGUUCUCCAGGAGAUCCAAGACUACUGCCUGGCUAACCUCUGUGACAUAGGAGUGCCUGACCCGCGCAUCUUCUUGGUCUCCAACUUUCAUGUGCAUGAGUUUGACUUCCCAGAUCUGCAGAGGACGAUGCUGGAGGAGCUUCCUGCUCACAAGCGCCACGUCUUUGUGCUCAUGCUGCCCGCGCUGUCGGAGGCUUCCAUUGAGCUGAAGAGAAGUAUACUCAAAGAGAUGAUCUGGCUGGAGGCUCUGAAGUUGUCAGCUGUGGCCUUCAUCCCCUUGGGGUCCAUCUUCAAAAGCUUCGAUUUGCCUGAACAGGAAGCGUGCUUGCAGCUUUACCGAAAGUAUUUUGGUUUGGAUGAUGAGUCUAUUGAAGUGAUUGCCAAGAAGCUCCACACAUCUGUGCAAGACAUCAAGGGAUACCUCAGGUGCUUGGAUUCCUCAGCCCUACUGCAGGAUGCCAGCAAAGCUGCAAAGGCCAUAUAUUGUGCUGCAAAGAUCUGCGCAGUGACUGGAGGUCCUAUAUCUUCUACCAUGUACUUCCUGAAGGCCUACUUUAUACGCUCGAAAAUCCUCGAUGCAGUGGCCCAAGAUGCUAAGGUCCUGUUGCAUAAAACCCUCCGUCCUCCCUUCUGACAGAAUGAGGUAGAAGCACUGUGCCUGGCCUCAUGGACUGGAAAGUGGACCUCGGGGCUUCUGCUGUCAGGGAUGAGGGUCCUGCCCCAGUGUCCCUAAGGUAGAAGAAACCUCUGACCCACAGAGCCAGGCAACAGCUUCCCAUGGUAACUCAGGCUGUGCAUAGGUGAUUUGACCACAGCCUGCCUUCUGCAUGCUUUGGUAUGUUUUUAUUAAAACCCAACAGUAUCUCAACCUCUGCUUCAGCUAAUCUCCAAGUUUUUGUUUAUCUGUUUAUUUGUUUGCUUUACGGGGCAGGAACUGAACCCAGGGAGGGCCUUGUGCAUGGUAGGCAGGGGCUCUGCCUCUGAGCUCCAGCCCCAGCCCUUGCUCUCCAAGUGUUCCCAAGGAGUCCCAAUUUCCUCAGGCAGUAACACUUUGUGACACUCACAGCCGAGGUUAUAUACUGUCAUUUUAUGGCUCUGUUCUCAAUCACCAUGUUAAUGCUCUCUACAAAAUGGUAACAUUUUCAAAAGAUUAGUAAAAUGUGUGGCAUUGGAAAAUACAGCCAGAAAUAGACUUGAUACCACACGUGUCUUUGAUGGACAUGCAAUGAACACGUGGUAUGUGCACAUAGUGAAAUAUUAUUUGGUAACAAAGAAAGAUCAGUCUGGCAUUGGGCAGGAAAAUGGAUUCCCCUGCAGAAUGUAAUGUGAAGUGAAGGGGACACACAAGCUUAAAUCCCGUGGUUUCUCUCAUUUGAGUAAUGAAAAGUUCAAAUAAACAGCAAAAUAAAAGAAAGACAAAUUCAGCAGAGAGAGCUUUUGCAAAUGAAAAGGGGCCUGAGAUACAGGGGCUGAGCUGGGGCGCAGGGAAGGGGAUGUAAACAGAUUCAGAUGUGUGCUGUGCACAGCUAACCUCCCACCGUGCAUGCGGCCAUUGUACGCUGUAAAUAUGAAAUACAGAAUAAUAAUGAGAUUGACAUUAAUACAAGUAACAGUAACCACAGUAAGGAAAGCAGGGAGAGGGGAUCUGGAGGUGCAGGGAGGAGGUGGGUGGGCAGGAUAAUAACCAAGACGUCUCCUGCCAUGCACCUCCUCCCAAGAGGAAUGUAACCUUCACAUACUGUGAUGUGCACUGAUAAAAUAAAAUACGAUUCUAAAACAGAAA